Hemicordylus capensis (graceful crag lizard) is the source of this 2236-nucleotide messenger RNA. RefSeq lists its product as uncharacterized. The transcript has 2 exons. Bases 1151 to 2236 code for a protein of 361 amino acids. Gene Ontology annotation, molecular function: nucleic acid binding; zinc ion binding. NCBI's taxonomy places the organism in Eukaryota, Metazoa, Chordata, Lepidosauria, Squamata, Cordylidae. The record is from RefSeq and is a predicted model, not a curated record.
CUGACUGGCAGCAGCUCUCCAAGGUUUCAGCCUGGAGUCUCUCCCAGCCCUACCUGAAGAUGCUGCCAGGGAUUGAACCUUCUGCAUGCAAGCUGAUAUACGGUAUCCUUUACUGCUGAUAUCAAGUAAAGUGUGUGUUGUACAUUUGGAAAGCAAGCGCAUCUGAAAGUGUUGGAAGUUAAGGACUGCGCUGUCUCAUCUCAGACAGUGGAGCACAGACUAGUAAGUCAGAGGGCUAGAGGGUCAAGACAUUGGUCACCCCUUCUCCACUGCUCUGAUGCUAUCCCUUUGAAAUGUAGAUUGCUAAUCUCAGGGACUAACUUCCUUCCUCUCCUCUCUUCCCUACCUGCCCUUCUACCUUGCAACAUGGCAAGCCUCUCUCCCUGCACCAUAUGUGCCUAGAGGAUGCAGAAUCCAUCUGCAUCCAGCUAGAUAGAUAGAUUAGAUUAGAGAUCCUAACUCCUCACUUUCCUAUCUAGAAUGGAGUUCCUUAAUAAAUGCCUUUUAUAUUGAUUUGAAACUAUGAAUUGGCUCCAAGUUACUUUACUCUCAGCACACACACGCAUGCCUAACUAAACCGCUGUGUUGUGCCUCUGUGCACUCUGCUAUAAUGAGAAAGGGAUUCUCUCACCACAGAGAAUUUCCAACAGGUUAUGGGAGCCCAGUAUUUUGAGCUGCAUGUACUGCAACUAGAGAGUUAGGUUUGUUCCAGGAGAUCCAGUGAGAUCUAGCGUGGACACUUUGAAUUGCUAAUCUACAGCAACUGCCUUUUGGAGCCAGUGAGGAUGGCUACAUACCUAGAGGGAAAACUCAGGCUGACUAUCCUGAAUGCAGACAACUAUUUGGAAUGGAAGACUCGACUGAGGAUUGCACUGAAAGCAGAAGGACUCCAAAAAGUUACUGAGGAGGACCCUCCCCCCCCCAGAUGGAACCACAGCUGCUGAGAAAACUUCAAAAGAAAACUGGCUGAUGAAGGAUGCGAAAUCUCAAGCCCUAAUCACAGCUUCUGUGAGUAAAAAUUACCUUUAUGUGAUAUGUGAUCUUGGAACCUCAAAGGAAAUGCUAAGCAAGCUAGAUUCCUUUCAUAUGAAGAAGGGGUGGGCAUACACCUUUAACUUGAGAAAGAAAAUGCAGGAUCUCCUGUAUAAAGAUGGGGACCGUUUUGCUACAUAUGUGGGAAUUCUGGAAGAUUUCUUUUUUUCAUUUUAGAGAGGCAGGGGAGCAAUUUUCAGAGAGUCAGAAGCUGGAAGCUCUGUUCCUAAGCAUGCCCCCCAGCUAUAGCAGUAUAAUCAGCCAACUGGAAACCCAUACCAAUCUAAGCUUUGAGGAAGUAGUACAAACAUUGUCUUCUGAAGCAAACAGGAGAAAAGUUUUGAAUUCACGCUAUGAAAGUGAAUUGGCAAGUAACUUUGCCCUUAAAGCAACAAUUGGUCAUUCCAGAGGAAACCCGAGGUGGGGAGGGAAUGCUGCAAGAGGAAACCACAUGGGGCCCUCACAUUUACAUACAAAGAGAUCUGGCUUCGUUGCCGCCAAAGAAACUCAGUCCAGAGAGAGAGGUCACAUGACCGCCAGCAGGGAGACUGCUCCUGAAAUGAGGCCAACUGGGACUAAUGCCUUUAGAUGUUUUCUAUGUAACCAAUUUGGUCACAAGGUGGCAAACUGUCCCAAGAAUCAGACAAGAAGGACAGAUUUUACUAAGGAGAAUGUGAAUCAGGAUUUUAAGCAUACAGAAAGAUAUUCAAACAGGACCUUUAAUGUUAACUUGAUGCAAAGCGAUGAAGAGUUCAUUUUUUAUUCAGGUUCUUCUGUUCAUAUUUCAAAUAAUCUGGGUUUCUAUACUGAACUGUUUGAUAUUCCUGAAGAGACUGUUUAUUUGGGCAAUAAUACUACAAUUAAAGCCAAGAAGAAAGGCGGAGGAAUUUUGUAUUGCAAAUUGCUGGAUGGAUCUGUUAAACCAUUUUUUCUUAAGAAUGUUUUGUAUAUCCCUGACUUCUCAAGCUCCUUGAUUUCAAUAUCCAAGCUAGAGCAACAAGGCUGUGAACUGUAUAUUAAAAAUAGACAAUGUGUUGUUACCCAGAAUGGAGAGGUUUGCCUUGUAGGCUGUAAAUCCAAAGGUCUUUACAGUGUGGAGGAGCAAUCUACAGACAGAGAAAGACCAGCCCAGUCUAAACCUGAGGCAUACCAGCCUAAUGAAGUGAACCUUGCUAAGUCAUGCCUGCAUGAAAACUGCUUGUAA